Messenger RNA from Caenorhabditis sp. 36 PRJEB53466, 337 nucleotides. NCBI's taxonomy places the organism in Eukaryota, Metazoa, Nematoda, Chromadorea, Rhabditida, Rhabditidae. The record is from the annotation of a GenBank genome assembly.
AUGCUGGUGAACUUACAGUCUCUUGCCGUUUUGAACUGUAAAUUGCCGGUGUCUUCAGCAACUUGCCGCAAAUUAAAUGUGAGCGCAACGUACGACGACUAGAACACCUCGAUGUGAUAAGUUCGUCAACAAAAUCGGCAACGGAAUCGAGGCGACCAACAUGAACGUUCCAGAAUUGACCCGCCAUGAGCUCGCUCCCAGAGAAGUUGUGCUUCUCGCCGCCUCGUCCGACGCGGUCAGCUACGGACAGGAGGAAACCAACUACGGCCACAUCACAAUCGAGUGGACCAACAAUACGGAGCGAUGGAGCCGUCAAACAGUUCUGUCGGUUCUAUAG